Sycon ciliatum is the source of this 3544-nucleotide messenger RNA. RefSeq names its product mucin-2-like. Bases 295 to 2862 code for a protein of 855 amino acids. Gene Ontology annotation, molecular function: serine-type endopeptidase inhibitor activity. The transcript has 21 exons. Lineage: Eukaryota; Metazoa; Porifera; Calcarea; Leucosolenida; Sycettidae. The record is from RefSeq and is a predicted model, not a curated record. Gene Ontology annotation, cellular component: extracellular region.
CAUUACAUGGGGUCUUGUGACCAAGCGACAGCUACCGUGGCGCAGAACCAGCACUCCAAAUACAUGACUGUACUGAUGUAGCAGCAACAGGUUGUUGAUUGGUACCCGCUGGAUACAUCUCCGACAAGAAGUACGCUCGAUAAAUGGUGUCAAAAGUUAGUUUUACCGUUUCGUGGGUUCGUCGCCAGUCUUGAGGAAAGCUGUUUCCAGAUUGAAAAAUCUGCUUUGCGGCGUUUGCCAUCGUCGUCGUCGUCUUUCUCUCUUGUGAUUUCUUCCCCGCCUAGCGCCUGCGAAAUGACUCCAAGAAUUAUUGCCGGGGCGUUGCUACUGGUGACGGUUGCGUUGAAUCAGGUGCAAGCGCAGUACCCAACGUGUGAGACGGACGGAAGCAGUGGAGGUAUUUGUUCCCAAGUGCUCACUACGUUCUGUUUGAGAUCGGAUUGCUCCUCGUGUUGCGACCAUAUCAAUGCAUGCCCACCAACACCAUCGUACGUGAAGCAACAGCAGUGCAAGGUUACUACCACCAUUGCUCCUAAGCCCACCACUGUCCCUGUUACAGUCAGCCCAUGUGCAACUGUUUUCUGCAAAUCUGGUUCAUGUCGUGUCGUAGCUGGUUAUGCUGUCUGUAUCCCAACUUGUACUGGUGCUGUAUACCAGUGCAUCAUCCAUCCGUGCUCCACAACUAAAUGCCCAAUGCACCCUACUGCUACAUGUAUUGGAAACUUUUGCAAUGGCUGCAAUGCCCACUUUUAUCUCAAUGGGAAUAACGUGACGUCGACAUGUCAGCCAAAGACUACGACUGUUGCGGUGGCAACAACUCAACUGCAGUGUGGACCAGUGUGUGGUAUAUUCUGCAUGUACGGCAAUGUACCGGACUCUCGAGGCUGUCCCACAUGUGCAUGCCGCACUGGGCCUGCCCCCGCUACAACAAAGCCCACAAAACCUGCUGUGACAACUCCAGUUCCAACAAAACCUGCUGCAACUACAACUCGACUGCAGUGUGGACCAGUGUGUGGUAUAUUCUGCAUGUACGGCAAUGUACUGGACUCUCGAGGCUGUCCCACAUGUGCAUGCCGCACUGGGCCUGCCCCCGCUACAACAAAGCCCACAAAACCUGCUGUGACAACUCCAACUCCAACAACACCUGCUGCAACUAAACCAGUGACCGUGCAGUGCCCGCCUCUCUGCCGCAAAUUGUGUCCGUAUGGUUAUGUUGUGGAUUCUAAUGGAUGCCAGCUUUGCCAAUGCUUGCCUCCUCCAAUGACUACGACCUCGGGUGUUGUUCGAACGACUCCUCACGCUCGAACCUCCCCUCGUGUUCGAACGACUCCUCACGCUCGCACCUCCCCUCGUGUUCGAACUACUCCUCAGGGUAAAACCUCUCCUCGCGUUCAAAGCACUCGCCCAGUUCGAACCACACCUGUGGCUGCCACAACACCGGCCCAAAAUCCGUGUUCGACCGUACGCUGUGCAAGUGGACCCUGCAUCAAUGUUGCUGGUUAUCCUGUAUGCACUUCAGCAUGCAGUGGACCAGCUAAAGUGUGCGCUGCACCUCCCUGUCAGAAUGCAAGCUGCCCUGCACACCCAGCGGCGGUGUGUGUUAACAACUACUGUGCCGGCUGCCAUGCAUACUUCUAUGUCAAGGUGGUAGAGGUCACAUCGACAUGCACACCUCCAGCUACCGUGUGCCCUAAGUCAUCAUCAGUGUCACCGGUUUGUCAGCUGCAAUGUUCUUCAGACAGUGAUUGCUCACAGGAUGGUGAUGGCUGCUGCAGUGUGGGUUGUAGUAAGAUGUGUGUAAAGAAGUGCACUAAACCUACCUGUCAGUCUGCGUUUGAUCCUUCGAAAUGCCAAUAUGGCCAAGCCAGCGACUCGACUAGUGGCUGUCCAAUCUGUCGAUGCACAUCAUUGUGCGAGUCACAGCGCCAGAAGGCAAUCUCUUCUGGUCCUCAGCCGAUAGGGCGCCGUCGUCGUCAAGCUCCCGGGUCCUACAUUCCCGGCUGCGAGGCCGAUGGCUCGUUCACCGUCCUGCAAUGCCGUGACUCUAGCGGUUAUUGCUGGUGUGUGAACCCAACGACCGGUGUCAAUACCACCCAGCAUGUACCACCGGCUCUGCAUAAAACACUGCCCUGUGUGCCUUCAGUAGCCACCACUAGAGACAGUACCUCCACACCAACCUGCGCGCCUUGCACUCAAAAAUGUGUUCACGGAGUGUUGUCGGACACGAACGCCAACGGCUGUUCCCUGUGUUUGUGCAAGCCUCCACCUGACGUGAAAAUCAUUCGCCUCACGCUGACAUUGCAGAGCAACAAGGCACUGUACGAUGCCCUGAAUGCUGACGAAGAGCAGACACAGCUGAAACUGCUUGCCCUGCAAAUUAGAACACAGCUGAUGACUCGCUUCAGCAUCCCAUCACAGCAACUUGCCAAAUUCACCGCAACCAGCAAGGUUAGUGAAGGAGGAGAGUACAUGACGUACGUAUCAUUCAAUGUUCAAGGCAACACACUCAAUCCAGAUCCUGAGGCUGUUGUGCAGAAAAUCCAAGAAUCAGCUGCUAGCAAAUCCCUGGUUCUAACGUUCAGCAGUUCCAGCGGACAGACGUAUGACAUGGCCGUGGCUGAUUCAUCCGCAGUGGCGCAGACCAAUGAAUCCACUGACAGCAAACAAUCAAUGUAUAUUGCUAUUGGAGUUGCUGUGCCCGCUGGUAUCAUUCUGAUAGCUAUUCUCGUUCUCGUAGUCUACAAGGUCAAAGUCCAGAAGGAUGGCGGUCGAGCUUCCACAGUCAAGUAUGAGAAGCGGCUCAGUAGCGCACACCUUACAGGCUCAGAGAACGAGUACGUGAACAACCCGGCUGCAAUCUAAUAACUUGUUAUUGGUUGGGACUUGCGUCUCAGUCUUUCAAAGUCGCCUUUUUACUACCAAUGAAUCUGCCCAUUUACAAGCUUGAUAUUUUUCUUUCCCUUAUAGAAGGUGUUGUAGCAGUAGGUCUACAAAUUCUCUACCUUAUUUGUCAUGUGAUGCCACUACAAAAGGUUAGGGUAGGUAGGUAAGGUACAGCAUGUUUUAGAGUUUUCUCUCUUUUUUAUUUUUAUAGUCGGCACUAGUCUAGCUUAGGUCGCCAGACUGGGUGCGGCACCCGGCCAGCCUUUGUCAAUGUUUUGCCUCUCAACUAACUAACUAAGCUUGUCUAGCAACAUUCACAACAAGGUUAUGAAUCCUAUGAAUCCUAUACAUGACUAGUAACUAUUGACUACAAGUAAUAUAAUUAUUUCAAGUAACUGCUCUUUUUGAAAGCAGUUUUACAUCAUGCUGCCACCAGUACAAGCCAUGCAGGACAUUGCUGUCACAGAAGUUUCGUUUAGACUUGAAUUCCUCCAGACGGAUCACCGGUGUUAAAAGCCACCGCUUUUCUAAGUAAGUUUGCAAUUUGCAUUCCUGCACGUGCACAUUGAUAGUUUGCAUAAUAUUAUGUUUUACUCCCUGCUACAUCAUGCUGCAUACUGUCAGUGACAUGUAUAUAUUCCAAGCCCUUGAGGACUUCUGA